UGAUGAUGUGUUGGUUUUUUGGGUCUGAGCCAGGGAAAGAAGAUAUCCAAAUUAUGAAUAUGACGACAGCCUCAAGCCAAGCCCAGCCCUGCUGUCGCUGAGCAACCUCGGUCAGCUGUGAGACACUCAAAACCAGCCGCAACCUCACUCGAGCCGGGACCAUCCUCUGAACCCACUCCUGUUGACCAUCUCCAAUUCAAACAUCUUAUCCUCAAAUCAACCAAUCGACCUCAAUCAACUCCCACCGCAACAUGUCAUCCCAUACCAACGAAGGAUCCUCUCAGACCCACUAUACGAUCAUCCGAGGCGCUCACAGGCGCGAUCCGAACUAUAUCAACUGUCUCAACUCCGAUGGAGAUUCAUCCAAAUGGAGAGAAACCGGUCCCAGUGUCGAUAGCACCGGCUCCACGUGUUACUGGAAGGCAGACGAUUCCGAGUGUCGACUCUUGGCCGAAAAGUGGAAAAAAACCUUGGGCAAGACGGCUGCAAAACUCUUGGGCCUUGCCGAAGAUUCGACUGAUGAAGAUUGGAGAGUACAGGAUUUUCCGAACGGUUACAAGCUUUACCGACACCUCAAAGGUCAACGAGAGGAUGUUUAUCUAUUCGGUUCUGAGCACGUCACCAAGUUCAGGACGGCGAAUGAAUUCAGUCCUCAUUUCCACUGGCUCUGUACCUACGAGCCCACACCGGCCAACAGGAUCUACUGUAAAUGCAAAUACUGCUCAGGUGUCAAAAAUCAAGGCUCGGUAAAUACAUCCUUAGGACUGAAUGAGAAACCGAAACGGUUCAGUUCACCUCUCUUCGAUUCAAGAUCGGCCAGCCAAAACAAGCGUAAAGCUGAAGAGGAGAUGGCCAAGGAGAACUACCGAAAGCGUACGAAUGCCGACUCAGUACCGGGAACGAGGGCCCCGCGGACUUCCCAUAAACCGGUCCAAUCACGCAGAUCAAUGCCCUCUCAUACCUUGAAUUCAGUCCCAGGUGGAGGUGGAGCCGGAAGAAAAUCACAGACCUUCUCAGGACCUUACGUUAACAAGGAUCGAGAUCGGGACCUCUCAGAGAUCAGAUGCACCUUCAGAAUGGCCGAGUUGGUCUGGUGUAAGCUAGAUAGACCGAUCGAUGGCUCAAAAGAGGGGAAACCGGAUCUCAAAAUCGACUAUUGGCCUGCGAUCUGUGAAGAAAGGGUCUUGAUCACACACUCCGAGGUGUCCAGGGAACCUAAGGCCUCAACAACAGACGAGAUACCUCAAGUCAAUGGUUCCGCUUCGUCCCCUGCCCCCUCACCUCCCUCUCUCAAAGUCCAGCAAAAAUAUCAGUGGAAGGUCCGACUACUGGCGACGUGCGACGUUUAUUGCAAGGACGAAUCGGACCUCUUGCCCUAUCUUAAUUACCCCCCACCGCUUAAUAUUUACAAGUUACCGAUCAGGCCACAAACCCUAAAGUAUAUUCAAGAUGGUCAUGAAACUGAUCGACCUACGAUCGCCUCCCUCACCACUCUCUCUGAAGCCGUCACUCCAUUCGCAUUGAGUCUCCAGAUCACCGCGCAUAUCAAGAAAAGUUUUACCCUGAUGGAUAGAUAUGACAUCGCAUACUUGAAGAGACUCGAAGCACGCGGGCAGAAUAUUCCGUUAGAUGACAUGCAGAUUCUUUAUGAAGACUCAACCCUACCAUGGUAUCAAUUUAUAUGGUGGGGUGCGGAAAAGAUUUGGUCGGGGGAAUUGAUUAGGUUGAUUGUCUCGGUACCAGACCUACCCAAGGGACUCAGAUCGAUCUCCCAGGCGGCUUCGCCACGCUGUUUCUUCCUCAAGAUCACCGGGAUUUACCGGAGCAACGAUGAGAAGGGCAUGGUCAAAGGGCCGAUCUUCGAGUUGGCGCCAAUUGCCGAUCAAGCCAAGGAUCUGGCCGAACAAAAUCCAGACUUUCUGGAGUCCGACAAACCACCGGGGGCCCAGCAUGUCAAUCGAUACAUGCCUAAACCACCCAGUGGUUAUUUCUUCAGAAGACUCACCCCAUUCGGCAAGGAGCAUCAUCUCGUCCUACAACACAUCGCUGGGAGAUACUAUCCUUCUCAACCGAUGUCCACUCUGAACUCAACAAACGGGGCCAAUUGCGAACCGCCCGCGCCAAUGAGUAUCGAAGGAAGGUCUUUGAUUUUGUCUGGAAUGGCCGAGGGGAGAUGGCUACACAUGCAUUGCGAAACAUGGACACUCGACCGCAAGGAAUGCUUCAAGGAAUCCGAAGCAUCGGCUGAACGAGAGCUGUUAGCGUUUUGUGCAAAGAGGCAGGAGAAUGAGCAAACGAGGACGCAGACGGUAGCUGGAGUCGAGCCGAACACCAGUCCGCAUGUGAUCAAACCCACGAGCAAUAGUGCGAUUGGAUCGACAGUCAGUACAGUCGUCAAAACCGCCACGAGCACUGUAGUCGACCCGGCCCUGAGUUCAGGGGUUGAACGAACUGUUAAUACUGGGGUCGAGCCGGUCUUUGGUACUGUGAUUGACCCUAGUGCCAGGACUGAGGUGGUCAGUUCUGUAGUUCAACCAACAAACUACACUCUGGAAUCCACCCCCAAUUCUGUGCUCCCAUCUGCCAUCAAUACUGCAGUUCAACCCUCGAUCAGUAAUGGCACUAUUACUGAACCGGCUGUUGCUAAUAAUCUUGCCCCAUAAAAUCAUAAGGAUAAUGUAAAUUGCUGGACCUCUUUAUUUUUUUUUUUUAAAAAAACCUGGGCUAGUUUUUCUUGCCUAUGACAAUUACAAUCUCCAUUUAUUAGGAAGGAAAAAACUAAAGCUCAAAUUCAACUCUCAACCAAUCACAAAUGGGCUAGUUACACCACCAAGAUUAUUAUCGACUCAUUCAUAGUGUAUUGUUACUCUUUUCUGCAAGACCCUUGGGGGAAAAAAAUGCUGCUGUCUAUGUUUUUACUAGGUUAUUGAUGAUGUUUUCUCUUGGCUGAUGGUGUCUCAUUAUUUUAGGUGAAAAGACAGAAAAAGAAAAAAU
Messenger RNA from Puccinia graminis f. sp. tritici CRL 75-36-700-3, 2994 nucleotides. RefSeq lists its product as uncharacterized. Gene Ontology annotation, cellular component: rDNA heterochromatin; SHREC complex. The transcript is spliced from 5 exons. The coding region runs from base 252 to 2663 and encodes 803 amino acids. The record is from RefSeq and is a predicted model, not a curated record. Gene Ontology annotation, biological process: silent mating-type cassette heterochromatin formation. NCBI's taxonomy places the organism in Eukaryota, Fungi, Basidiomycota, Pucciniomycetes, Pucciniales, Pucciniaceae.